This is a messenger RNA of Hyla sarda, 4204 nucleotides long. RefSeq names its product WAPL cohesin release factor (gene WAPL). The record is from RefSeq and is a predicted model, not a curated record. NCBI's taxonomy places the organism in Eukaryota, Metazoa, Chordata, Amphibia, Anura, Hylidae. Gene Ontology annotation, biological process: regulation of chromosome condensation. The transcript has 23 exons. The coding region runs from base 366 to 4070 and encodes 1234 amino acids.
AUCUGAGAUCACCCUAUUGGUUUCGUCUACGGUUAUGCGUCACCAGCCUGUCCCCGCCCUUGCAGGCGCAUGCGCAGUGCGUCCUGCUGGUUAAUGGCUGAGUAAGGCGCUCGCUGAUUGGUCGGCCGGGCGCUGGGCCGGGCCGGGCCUCGCCUGACUGUCGGGGAGCAGAGGAGGAGGCGUCGCCGAGGAGACCGGGCCGCUGCUGGAGUGUGAGACCGAGCUCUGAGUGGAGCCCAGGGGAUUAGAUCGUAGUCAUGUCAAAAGUUCUGAGAGUUCAGACCACGCCUGAGUGCUAGAAUUAGCUGGAAGAAGGGUGCACUAAGUGAGAGAAGCUUACAGUAGAAUAUGAAACAGGCUUCAACAUGACAUCCAGAUUUGGGAAAACGUACAGCCGCAAGGGUGGGAAUGGAAGCUCUAAGUUCGAUGAAGUGUUCUCCAAUAAACGAACCACUCUUAGUACAAAAUGGGGAGAGACCACAUUUGUGGCCAAAGUAGGACAGAAGAGACAGAAUCACAAAUCAGAUGUUGCAGACCUCCCAAAGCGAACCAAAGUUGACGAUGAUGAUGACAUGGCGGAGGAUCCAUUUGGAUUUGAUAGUGAUGAAGAGUCAAAGCCAGUGUCAUCGAAAAAUAUCUCUCAGCCCAAGAGCGUCACUCAACAAUCCUCAGAACGCUUGGGUGCAACAGGCUCAGAGAAUGUCACCCCUGUGUUAGAUGCUAAUAACAGAACAGAUCAUCCUUCAGAAUCCACAGUGUCAUACAAACAUCUUUCAUUUGACAGUACAUUACAUGGACUGAAAGAGAAAAAUUCUAACAAAAUCACUGAAGAUAAUAAACAUCUUAGUUCACCUAAGAAAACGGUCACAGACAGGAGUCUAAUAGGACUAGCCCCACCCUCUCUUGCUGGACUUUGCCCAAGCCUUUGCUACAGCUUGGACAAAGAUGAUGCUGCAGCCAUACCGGUUUAUAUUCUGGAUGGUAUGGUGACCCCUAGUGGUAAUGCACAGAGCUUCCUAGAAGACAAAAAUAGCUAUACUGCUCAAAAGAAGAGUGACUUUGACAGCAAAAUGUCUUUUGAUACAUUACAUUUUGGAGUUUCCACAAAACCAUGUAAUAGUAACACAAAGCCUGUGGAAUCAGUUCUUUCUAGUUUUGCCACUGACACAGAUGACUGGGUCUUGGAACCUGUAAAGAGACCAGAUUCCCCUGUACUGAAAGAACAGGCUCAAGAGACACAGAGGUUUGGACUGUUUGACUGGGAAGAUCUGACUGAUGAAAACUCAGAAACUCCAGACUUUGAGUUUUCUUUGAGUGCAAGUAGUCCUAAAGUUGAAGAAGACGGCAUCCAACCUAAAGAACAACCAACAGACCCUGAGGAGCAAAUAGGUGAAGAUUCUCUCCAGGGUGGUGUGAAACUUGGUAACUGCAGGACAUACUGUAGGUCUAGCAAAGCAAAAUCUACGCAAGGUUCAUCAAACUUCGAUAAAUUGUUAGAUGGUGCCAGUUAUAACACAGACAAGACCAAUUCUGUGAAUAAAAGCAGUGGUAAUAGACCCACUGGUCGGACUAGAGAUUACACCGUUCUCCACCCAUCAUGUUUGUCUGUAUGUAAUGUUACCAUACAGGAUAGCAUGGAACGGAGUAUGGAUGAGUUAACUGCAAGCCCUUCUACAGAUUUAGGGGAAGCAGGGCGUCUUAGAAAAAAAGCUGAUAUUGCAACAGCAAAAACAACCACAAGGUUUCGCCCUGGUAAUACGAAAUCCAAGAAGGAUGCCAAGUUGGAGUUUUUUGGGUUUGAUGACCAAGAUGAUGGAGGUGGUGGCGAUGGUGCAUCUAAAACUUUUGGACAGUCAAGCUAUAGAAUAAAAUAUUUUGGAUUUGAUGACUUGAGUGAGAGUGAUGAUGAGGAUGAAGAUGAAUGGCAACAAAAAGAGAGAAAAUCAAAAAAGAUGGCAAAGAGUGCAGUGAUGGAGGCAGAGUGCAGUGAAUCCAUCUUUGGAGUCGGUACAAAUCUGCAGAGUAUGCAGUCAGCAAAUAAUAUUGAUUCUGUAGACGAUCCUUAUGCUGAACCUGUCUUUAAAAAACCUGCCAGCAGACAAGGAGAUAAAAAUAAGGAUAACGCCAGGAAAAUAUUCAGUGGACCAAAACGGUCUCCAACUAAAGCAGUCUAUAAUGCAAGACACUGGAACCAACCUGAAGCAGAGGAGCUUCCUUCCUUACCUGCGGCCAAAGCUCAGUCUGUACCAGUGAAGCCAUCAGAGUCUUCAGCUCCAAAAGAUGAUGGUGUUUUCAAAGCACCAGCUCCUCCUCCUAAAGUUAUCAAAACUGUGACCAUCCCGACACAGCCGUAUCAAGACAUAGUAACUGCACUGAAAUGCCGGAAGGAGCACAAAGAGCUGUACACCGUGGUUCAACACGUGAAGCACUUCAAUGAUGUGGUAGAGUUUGGUGAAAAUCAGGAGUUUACAGAUGAUAUUGAGUACCUGCUGAGUGGAUUGAAGAGUAGUCAGCCCAUAAACACAAGAUGCCUUAGUGUUAUCAGCUUGGCAACAAAGUGUGCAAUGCCAAGUUUCCGAAUGCACCUGCGAGCACAUGGAAUGGUAGCAAUGGUCUUUAAAACACUGGAUGAUAGUCAGCAUCACCCGAAUCUUGCACUUUGUGUUGCUGCGCUCAUGUACAUACUAAGUAGAGACCGCUUAAACAUGGACCUUGACAGAGCAAGUCUAGACCUUAUGAUCAGACUUCUAGAAAUGGAGCAAGAUACCACUUCCAGGUAUAUGAAUGAGAAAGAUAUGAACAAAAUUAAAGAGAAAAUUCGCAAGCUCUGUGAAACAGUACACAACAAACAUUUAGACUUGGAAAAUAUUACGUCUGGCCAUUUAGCUAUGGAAACUUUGUUAUCGUUGACUUCCAAGCGUGCAGGAGAUUGGUUUAAAGAGGAACUUAGACUGUUAGGUGGGCUGGACCAUAUUGUCGAUAAAGUGAAAGAAUGUGCAAAUCAUCUUGACAAUAAUGAAGAUGAGGAAAAAUUAGUUGCAUUUUUGUGGGGAGCUGAAAGAUGCUUAAGAGUUCUGGAGAGUGUCACUGUGCACAAUCCAGAAAACCAGAGCUAUUUGAUUGCAUACAAAGAUUCCCAGCUUAUUGUUUCUUCAGCAAAAGCUCUCAGACACUGCGAGGAGUACAUUCAGAGAUAUAACCGAGCUGAAGAAAGCAUCUGCAUUCCCCAUAAUAAGCCACUUGUACACCACAGUGCAGGCAGUCAUGUUGGUAAAGCUGUGGAGGACUGCAUGAGAGCCAUCAUUGGUGUUCUGCUCAAUUUAACAAAUGACAAUGAAUGGGGCAGUACAAAGACUGGUGAGCAGGACAAUCUGAUAGGCACUGCAAUGAACUGUGUUCUACUAGUUCCAAAGUACCUACCUCAAGAACAGAGAUUUGAUAUUCGAGUUUUGGGAUUGGGUUUGUUGAUCAAUUUAGUUGAGUAUAGUGCUAGGAAUCGGCACUGUCUUGUAAACAUGCAAACAUUACAAUCAUAUGAUUCUUUUAGUGGGGAAGAAGAAGCGCUAUUCGUGGAAACUAGGCAAAUAAAUGCAGUACAUGCGUUGGUGCAGCUUUUUUUGGAGCGCGAGAAAGCUGCCCUGUUAGCUGAAAGUCAAACGGAUGAGCUGAUCAAAGAAGUCCCUACAGCACAGCAUGACAAGAGUGGUGAGUGGAAGGAAACCGGGGGAGAGAUCCAGUGGGUCUCAGCGGAAAAGGGCCCAAACACAGAAGAACCUCCAAAGAAGGAAGAAGAAGAAGAAGAACUUGACCUUAAUAAAGCUCUCCAGCAUGCGGGCAAGCACAUGGAAGACUGUAUUGUUGCCUCGUACACAGCUUUGCUUUUGGGCUGCCUCUGUCAGGAAAGUCCGAUGAAUGUGACUACUGUACGAAGUCAUUUACCCGAUGGAGACUUUUCAAUAAUGACUGAAAUGCUGAAAAAGUUUCUCAGUUUCAUGAAUCUUACAUGUGCCGUGGGAACAACAGGGCAAAAGUCAAUUUCCAGAGUCAUUGAGUAUUUGGAACACUGCUAGUAUUUCUCAGCUGUGAUCUUUGGAGCUAAAGCCAACGGCAGGAAAAUAAAAUCGUUUGUACCAGUUUCAUGAAGUAUGUCUUUGGGUUUUUUUGUAAAUAAUUUUAACUCAAAUAAAAAUUGCUACUUUCAGUA